Messenger RNA from Rhinolophus ferrumequinum (greater horseshoe bat), 4277 nucleotides. It is a transcript of the gene KIF7, whose product is annotated as kinesin family member 7. Gene Ontology annotation, biological process: mitotic spindle organization; microtubule-based movement. The coding region runs from base 222 to 4253 and encodes 1343 amino acids. The transcript is spliced from 20 exons. NCBI's taxonomy places the organism in Eukaryota, Metazoa, Chordata, Mammalia, Chiroptera, Rhinolophidae. The record is from RefSeq and is a predicted model, not a curated record. Gene Ontology annotation, molecular function: ATP binding; microtubule binding; microtubule motor activity.
CCUGGUGACGGCAUCUGAGCGCGCCGCUCUGAGGCAGGGAGGCUGGCUGCCGGACCUGGGGGCUACCCUGGUACCUCAGCCGGUUGGAAGAUCUGCGGUAAGAACGAGCCUUCUGUGAAGUUGCGAAGAAGGAAAACAAUUCAUGCUAGUUUUGCUGUCGCAUCUCAAACUGCAAGAGUUAACAGCCAUAGUGUGUGGGCCUGGAGCAGCCCUCUGUCAACAUGGGCCUGGAGGCCCAGAGGCUGCCAGGGGCCGAGGAGGCCCCGGUGAGGGUGGCCCUGCGAGUCCGCCCACUGCUGCCCAAGGAGCUGCUGCACGGGCACCAGAGCUGUCUGCGGGCGGAGCCGGGACAUGGCCGUGUCAUCCUGGGCCGAGACCGCCACUUCGGCUUCCAUGUGGUGCUGGACGAGGACGCUGGCCAGGAGGCUGUGUACCAGGCCUGCGUGCAGCCCCUGCUGGAGGCUUUCUUCGAGGGCUUCAAUGCCACCGUGUUUGCCUACGGUCAGACAGGCUCCGGGAAGACGUACACCAUGGGGGAGGCCAGUGUGGCCUCCCUUCACGAGGAUGAGCAGGGCGUCAUCCCACGGGCCAUGGCCGACGCCUUCAAGCUCAUUGACGAGAAUGAUCUGCUUGACUGUCUGGUGCACGUGUCCUACCUGGAAGUGUACAAAGAGGAGUUCCGAGACCUGCUUGAGGUGGGCACUGCCAGCCGUGACAUCCAGCUUCGGGAAGACGACCGUGGGAACGUUGUGCUGUGUGGGGUGAAGGAGGUGGACGUGGAGGGCCUGGACGAGGUGCUGAGCGUCCUGGAGAUGGGCAACGCUGCGCGGCACACGGGAGCCACACACCUCAACCGCCUGUCCAGCCGCUCACACACCGUGUUCACCGUGACCCUGGAGCAGCGGGGGCGCACCCCCAGCCGCCUGCCCCGCCCCGCCGCGGCCCAGCUGCUCGUGUCCAAGUUCCACUUUGUGGACCUGGCGGGCUCCGAGAGGGUGCUCAAGACGGGCAGCACGGGCGAGCGCCUCAAGGAGAGCAUACAGAUCAACAGCAGCCUGCUGGCUCUGGGCAACGUCAUCAGCGCCCUGGGCGACGCGCAGCGCCGGGGCAGCCACAUCCCUUACCGGGACUCCAAGAUCACGCGGAUCCUCAAAGACUCGCUGGGCGGCAACGCCAAGACGGUGAUGAUCGCCUGCGUCAGCCCCUCCUCCUCCGACUUCGACGAGACCCUCAACACCCUCAACUAUGCCAGCCGCGCCCAGAACAUCCGCAACCGCGCCACCAUCAACUGGCGGCCGGAGGCCGAGCGGGUGCCAGAGGAGGCGGCCGGCGCGCGGGGUCCCUCUCGGCACCGCUCGGAGACGCGCAUCAUCCACCGUGGCCGGCGCCCCCCGGGCCCGGCCGCCGCCCCUGCCACGGCGGCUGCCCGCCUGGGCGCCGAAUGCGCGCGCUACCGGGCCCGCACCGACGCUGCCUACAGCCUCCUGCGCGAGCUGCAGGCCCAGCCCGGGCUGCCUGGCGCCGCCGCCCGCAAGGUGCGCGACUGGCUGUGCGCUGUCGAGGGCGAGCGCAGCGCCCUGAGCUCCGCGUCUGGGCCCGACAGCGGCAUCGAGAGCGCCUCGGCCGCGGAGGAGCAGGCCACGCAGGGGCCCGGCGGCAGAAAGGGGGCUAGAGGCCAGGAAGAUGAGGCGGCGCUGCUGGCCCUGCAGAGUCAGGUGGCCCGGCUGGAGGAAGAGAACCGAGACUUUCUAGCUGCACUGGAGGACGCCAUGGAGCAGUACAAGCUGCAGAGCGACCGUCUGCGUGAGCAGCAGGAGGAGAUGGCCGAGCUGCGGCUACGACUAGAGCUGGUGCGGCCUGGCUGGGGUGCCCCAGGGCUCCUGCAGGGCCUGCCUCCUGGGUCCUUUGUGCCCCGGCCUCACACAGCCCCCCUGGGGGGCACCCACACCCAUGUGCUGGGCAUGAUGCCCCCUGCCUGUUUUCCUGGAGGUGAAGUUGGCCCUGAGAACUGGGGCGAGCAGGUGCCAAAUGGCCGGGAGACUGGAGCUAAGUUGCUGGAGGAGGUAGACAGGCUGGAAAGUGGCUCUUCCGCUGCAUCGGAGGAGGGGGAGGAAGGGGAGGAGGAGCCGCCACCCCCGCGGACCCUGCACCUGCGUAGAAACGGAAUCAGCAAGUGGAGCCAGAGGGAGGAGGCCAGCUCAGGGAGUCCGCCCGGCAGGAAGGACCCGGAGCUUGGCCUUGAGCAGCUGGGUGCAGCCAUCCUGGAGCCCAGAGCGGUCCGUGGGAGCAAGGCCCAGGCGCGGCCCCGCCAGGUCCCCGCUGCCUCCGAGUGGCGGCUGGCCCAAGCCCAGCAGAAGAUCCGGGAGCUGGCCAUCAACAUCCGUGUGAAGGAGGAGCUCAUUGGGGAACUGGUCCGCACAGGGAAGGCGGCCCAGGCCCUGAACCGUCAGCACAGCCAGCGCAUCCGGGAGCUGGAGCAGGAGGCCGAGCACGUGCGGGCCGAGCUGAGUGAAGGCCAGCGACAGCUGCGGGAGCUGGAGGGCAAGGAACCCCAGGAUGCUGGCGAGCGGUCCCAGCUCCAGGAGUUCCGUAGGAGGGUCGCUGCCGCCCAGAGCCAGGUGCUGAAGGAGAAGAAACAGGCGACGGAGCGGCUGGUGUCGCUGUCGGCCCAGAGUGAGAAGCGGCUGCAGGAGCUCGAGAGGAGCGUGCAGCUCAUGCGACAGCAGCAAGGGCAGCUGCAGAGGCGGCUUCGUGAAGAGACAGAGCAGAAGCGGCGCCUGGAGACGGAAGUGAACAAGCGACAGCACCGCGUCAAGGAGCUGGAGCUGAAGCAUGAACAGCAGCAGAAGAUCCUAAAGAUUAAGACCGCAGAGAUCGCAGCGUUCCAGAGGAAGCGGCGCAGCGGCAGCAGCGGCUCUGUGGUCAGCCUGGAGCAGCAGCAGAAGAUCGAGGAGCAGAAGAAGUGGCUGGACCAGGAGAUGGAGAAGGUCCUGCGGCAGCGGCGGGCGCUGGAGGAGCUGGGGGAGGAGCUCCGCAAGCGCGAGGCCAUCCUGGCCAAGAAGGAGGCCCUGAUGCAGGAGAAGACCGGGCUGGAGAGCAAGCGCCUGCAGUCCAGCCAGGCCCUCAACGAGGACAUCGUGCGAGUGUCCAGCCGGCUGGAGCAGCUGGAGCAGGAGCUGUCCGAGAAGAGCGGGCAGCUGCGGCCGGGCAGUGCUCAGAGCCAGCGCCAGCUCCGUGGGGAGAUCGACACCCUGCGCCAGGAGAAGGACUCGCUGCUGAAGCAGCGCCUGGACAUCGACGGCAAGCUGCGGCAGGGCGGCCUCCUGUCCCCCGAGGAGGAGCGGACGCUGUUCCAGCUGGACGAGGCCAUCGAGGCCCUGGACGCGGCCAUUGAGUACAAGAACGAGGCCAUCACCUGCCGCCAGCGGGUGCUGCAGGCCUCGGCCUCCUUGCUGUCCCAGUGCGAGAUGAACCUCAUGGCCAAGCUCAGCUACCUCUCGUCCUCAGAGACCAGAGCCCUUCUCUGCAAGUAUUUCGACAAGGUAGUGACACUCCGAGAAGAGCAGCACCAGCAGCAGAUCGCCUUCUCGGAGCUGGAGAUGCAGCUGGAGGAGCAGCAGCGGCUGGUGUAUUGGCUGGAGGUUGCCCUGGAGCGGCAGCGCCUGGAGAUGGACCGCCAGCUGACCCUGCAGCAGAGGGGCCACGCGCAGGACUUGCAGCUCCUCCUGCAGCAGAGUCGAGACCAGCUUGGGGGAGGGCUCGCGGACAGUAAGAGGCAAUACGAGAGCAGGAUUCAGGCUCUGGAGAAGGAGCUGGGCCGCUUCAUGUGGAUGAACCAGGAGCUGAGGCAGAGGCUCAGCGGUGUGACCGCCACGGCCCAGAGCAGGGGUGGGGAGAAGAGGACCCUGUGCCUGGAGAACAGACAACCCCUUGGCAAUGAAGACGAGCUCCUCCCAGCACCCGAGCUUCUCUGGCAGCACCCCCCAGUGGAAGGUGUCCCCCGCGCCCGGGAGGAGACGCGGGACGUGGUCCGGGCCCCACUCCCGCUGACAUGGAGACGCUCCAGCCUGUGCGGUGAAGAGCAAGGCUCCCCAGAGGAGCUGCGCCAGCGGGAGGCCGCGGAGCCCCUUGGGCGGGUGCUGCCCGUGGGGGAGGUAGGUCUGCCCUGGAACCCGGGGCCCUUGGCCCGGCCGCGGAGGGAGCUGCGAAGGGCCAGCCCAGGGAUGAUCGAUGUGCGGAGAAACCCCCUGUAGUCUCCUGGGCAGAGCCGGCCUGGA